UGACUGAUGGACGCCUCCUCUGUCCCCUCAGACGCCAUGGAGACGGACGGAGAGCAGAACCAGCAGGGGGCCUCGACCAAUGGGAGUGCUGCAUCUGGGGCUAGCUCCCGCCCCUCUCCCAUGAAUUCCAUGUCUCUGUACGAACGACAAGCCGUGCAGGCCCUGCAGGCGUUACAGAGGCAGCCCAACGCCGCUCAGUACUUCCAGCAGCUGAUGCUGCAGCAGCAGAUCAACAACGCCCAGCUGCAGAACCUGGCUGCGGUGCAACAGGUAAAGGCUACUCUGGCCGCCAGUCGUCAGUCCAGUCCUUCCAGCAGCAGCUCCUCUCAGACCACCAGCUCCACAGCAGCCAGCGUGACGUCUGGAUCUACAACCAGCAGCCGUCCUAUGGGCGCCUCGGCAACGUCCACAAUCAGCCAAUCAGUGCUGCUCAGUGGGACGGCAGCCGGGCAGGGACAGAUGUACCUGAGGGUCAACCGCUCCCUCAGGGCGCCCAUCUCUUCACAGCUCAUCUUCAUGCCUGGCAGCACGGCAACAGCUGCCGUGGCAACCGUCACCCAGCAGCCCCAGCAGGCUCAGCAACAGGAAGUGACCCCGGCUUCUUCAUCCGGCAGCCAAUCGGAUAACGACCAGGUGCAGAAUCUAGCGAUGCGAGGUGUGUCCGGUCCAAAAGGCGUCGGCGUGAAGACUGAAGCGCCGGACAGGAGUGACUCAGCUGCUUACUCUCUCGUCCAGCCCUCCCACCAGUCAAACUCCCAGUCCCCCAACAAACCAAGCCAGCCUCACCCCCAGCCGCCCCACAUCAAAAUCCCCACCUACCCUCAGCCCACCAACCUCAAAGCCCACCCCUCCUCCUCCUCCUCCUCCUCCUCCUCCUCCUCUUCCUCCUCCUCCAUCCCUCUCUCUCAGCUCCUCCUCCACGGGACCCGGACUCUCACUACAGGAACCACAGCUCCCACAGCGUCUCACACACUGGUCCUCACGUCCUCCGCGGGGUCCCACUCUCACGGUUAUCCCGUGGGCACCGCGACCAUUAAGCCGGCGGUGAACGCUCAGACGCUGGUGGUGCAGCCGCUGCAGAAGUCCUCGCUCGGCUCUGAGAAGUCGGGCCACGGCAACGGACCCGUCCCCAUCCAACCCAAAACUCUGCAGGGGCUUCGUCUGCCCCUCCAGCUGCCCUCCAGAAACCCCCCUCCCAUCCUGCCCGCCCCGCCUCCCAACAGCAGCUCCGCCCAGCCCCUGCAGCCGCCGCACAUCCCGGUCCAGAUCGUCGGGGCGAGGCAAAGCACGCUGGGGAACGCGCAGGCUCUGGCUCUGGCGCGGGGCAGCUGCAGCCAGGACGGAGCCGCCGCCGCCGCCGCCCUCAGCGGCUCCUCCGGCCUCCUCACGAUGGUGGCCUCCAUCGCCUCCAGGGAGGGCGGCGUCGUGGGCCGAGGGGCGGGGCUGAAGACGCUCCAGUCCCCGCAGGAGGCUCCCCCGCUGGCUCAGGUGUCUCAGGUUCAUCCGCAGGCCAAUCAGAGCUCUGGACAGAGUCAGAACGGAGCCAUGACAUCAGGCCCCGCCUCCUCUCAGUCACCUGCCGUUUCCUGUCCUCCCUCCUCCCUGUCUCGCUCCUCCCUCUCGCUCCCCCUGGUGGCGGAGGAGCAGAGAGGAGCGCCAGCUGUCGUGAUGACAAACGGCGACUCAUCGAGAAGUUUGACAGCACAGGGGAAGCAGGUAAGUAGCUCACUGAAAAGAAAAUCAGACUCCAAUUCAGCCAAUGACGAAGAUGGCCCCUCCCCCCCGCGGCUCCAGCCAGUCAGAGACCACCCCUCAUCACUCUCAACCAAUCCUGUCGAAGCAGGCUCCGAAGCUCCGCCCCCUGCCUCCUCCUCCCCCUCCACGGUGCUGUCAGUGUCCCGCGGGGUCUGCGGCCAGGGGGAGAGAGCCCCUCCCCCACAAGCUGUGGUCAAACCGAACGUCCUCACACACCUCAUAGAAGGCUUUGUUAUCCAAGAAGGGGCGGAGCCUUUCCCGGUGUGUGGUUCAGUGAAGGACUCGGCCGGUGAGGAUUUAACCAAUGACAGCCUGGACACUAACCAAUCAGACACCGUUACCACGGCAACAGUGCUGAAGUGUGAGUACUGUAAAAACUUUGCUCCCGCCAGCCAGUUCAGAGGCACCAAAAGGUUCUGCUCCAUGACCUGUGCCAAGAGUAUGUAUUGGUUCCCCAGGUACAACGUCAGCUUCAGGCAGAGCUUCAGCGUGCGGCAGGCUCAAGGUCAAGGUCACAACAACGCUUCAGAUCAGGAUCAGGUCCACCACGGUCAUCUGUCCAACUCGGACGAGGAGGGGGGCGUCGCCAGGAGGAGGGUUCCCCGGAGGACCAGCUCGGAGAUAGCCAGCGCCAAGAUAGCGGGGAGACCGUUACCUGUCAAGUGCCGCUCAGAGUCCAGCCAUUCAGACGAGGAGUCCAGCGGAGAGGAGGAUGAAGAUGACCCCAUGUCCCUCUCGCCCGCCUCCUCGGCCUCCUGCCACCAGCAGCAGCAGCCUCCUCCGAUCCCGACGGAGAAUUCUGCCCCGCCUGAAAGCCCCGCCCAGUGGAGCGUCGAGGAAGUGUCGCAGUUUAUCUCCUCGCUACAAGGCUGCGAGGAUCUGGCCCCCCAGUUCCUGUCGCAGGAGAUCGACGGACAGGCCCUGCUGCUGCUGAAGGAGGAGCAUCUCAUGUCCACCAUGAACAUCAAGCUGGGACCGGCCCUCAAGAUCUGCGCCCACAUCAACACCCUGAGAGACUGACGCUGUCAUAGAC
Messenger RNA from Labrus mixtus (cuckoo wrasse), 2788 nucleotides. Its product is annotated as polyhomeotic-like protein 1. Gene Ontology annotation, molecular function: protein binding; zinc ion binding. NCBI's taxonomy places the organism in Eukaryota, Metazoa, Chordata, Actinopteri, Labriformes, Labridae. The transcript has 14 exons. Bases 7 to 2775 code for a protein of 922 amino acids. Gene Ontology annotation, cellular component: PRC1 complex; nucleus. The record is from RefSeq and is a predicted model, not a curated record.